Triticum aestivum (bread wheat) is the source of this 1123-nucleotide messenger RNA. RefSeq names its product proline-rich receptor-like protein kinase PERK2. Lineage: Eukaryota; Viridiplantae; Streptophyta; Magnoliopsida; Poales; Poaceae. The record is from RefSeq and is a predicted model, not a curated record.
CCUCUUCCCCUCGAGGUACCGUGAAAUCCCUAAUUCCCGACCACAAGCCGCCACUUGCGCCGCCCCCAACAUCGCGAUGCUCACUGCUCUCUCCGGCCGGCCGCUGCACCGCUACGUCGUCCUCAAACCCUCCCGCCGCCCCACACCACCCAUCCCCCACGAGCUCAAACCCUCUCCUCCACCAAGUUGCUCCAUCCCCACCUCGUCACCAAGAACCCCGGCGUCAUCGUCGUCCUGGGCACCGGGCAGAUCCCGGCGAAGAGCAGGCUCAAUCUGUGCCGGAAGCUCUUGUCGGCCGUGGCGGAGCACUGCUCCAUGCCAUCUCGUCUUUCUACUUCAGAAGGCCAAACUUUUACUGUUCAUAUUCAAGAGACCAGAUCUGGGGCACUUAGACAAGAAAGGAGAUGGUUUCAGAUAUGAAGUUAUAAAAAAUUUCAAGCCAUCAUCAAGCAAUGGAGGAAGCUAUAGAUCCUGGAGCAUGGAACUUAUAAAUCACGCUAGGCCACCAGCCAUUCUGGAGGCAUUGUCGCGACGCAGCAGUAUGGGCCGCUCGAUUAUUUUUUGGCUGCUGGCAGUCGGUUGUAGGCGAAGAUGAACUCCUGAUGGUCUACACUGUCCUGCUUUGCCAUGGAAGUAAAUGAGCCAACGUGUACCAGGGAAUAUGCAUAUACACCACAUCUAAUCCAGCACUAUUUUCUUGUGGCGACCGGCGAGGAGAAGAUACAAAUGCCUUCAAAUCCACCACUUAUCCCCACUACUAUUUCUUUGCCUAUUUUUUGUCUUCUCUCUAAUUAUGGUUCUUUUGUUUAUUUUUUAUUAUCUGCAGGCUAAGCAAACCUUGACUCUGGCUAAUUGGUCUUGGAAGCUGGAAACCAGUUCAUAUAUAAGAUUCCUAGGUGGUGGUCUACGUCUCUUAUUUUCUAUUAGUGAGUGCUCAUUUUCCUCAUCUGGAGCUAUGGUAUUAUCUUUGGUUUCAUCAUAUUUUCCUUCCCUGAUUUUUGUUGAUGCUUGGCUAUGUUAUGGGAUGGGACCUCCAUGUGCCAGUAUUUUUAGCCGAUCAGUAUGUGGUGCUAAAAAAUUAAUCUGUACAGAAUGACGUUGUGCACAUCCAACCCCAAGCAAU